GCGUGCUUUUCGCGCUACGGAAGGAACGAUACUUUGUGCGGUUUAUUGUAGCUCAAACUAUCAGUCGUUGUGUGCCACGACCGUGAUUAAAAGUGCAUCAUCUAUCUUUGAAUCCCGCUGUGCUCUGCAAUUAUCCUUGUCCUUUUUUCGGCCUGCAUAGUGAACCGUAGCGAUGUUCGGUGUCGGCCAAAUGCCUAUCGUGGUGUUGAAACCUAACACGAAACGCGAUUCAGGCCGAAGGGUUCAGCUCGAUAAUAUCAAGGCGGCCAAAGCGGUCGCAGACAUUAUCAGGACCUGUCUCGGUCCUCGUGCUAUGCUUAAAAUGGUCAUUAACCCCAUAGGAGGUAUCGUCAUGACAAAUGAUGGUAACGCCAUCCUUCGAGAUAUUCAGGUGCAGCAUCCAGCUGCGAAAUCCAUGAUUGAAAUUUCUCGGACUCAGGACGAAGAAGUGGGUGAUGGAACGACUUCAGUGAUCGUUCUUGCGGGUGAAUUGCUAGCCAGUGCCAUUCCAUUCCUCGACCAGAAUAUGCAUCCCACAGUCAUCAUUGGUGGGUACAGACAAGCUCUUGAGGAUGCUGUCGAUAUCCUCAAGAAUAAAGUAGCCAAGUCGGUGGACAUCGAAAAUACGGAAAAGAUGACCGAAGUGAUCAACUCCUGUAUUGGCACAAAGUUUCUGUCAAAGUGGAAUAGUCAGGCCUGUGAGAUGGCUCUCAAGGCUGUUAAGACCGUUUGUAUCGAUAAGCAUGGCUCGAAGGACAUUGACAUCAAGACUUAUGUUAAGGUAGAAAAGGUACCUGGAGGAUCGAUUGAAGAAUCUGAGGUCCUGGACGGUAUCAUGCUUAACAAGGACGUAGUUCACCCUCGUAUGAGGCGAUUCAUUGAGAAGCCACGUAUUGUGUUGUUAGACUGUAAUCUUGAGUACAAGAAAGGUGAAUCACAGACUAACAUUGAAAUUUCAAAUGAAACUGAUUUUACAAAGAUUUUCGAGAUCGAAGAAAAGUAUAUCCAGCAGAUGUGCGCCGAUAUCAUCGCCUUGAAACCGGAUCUUCUUAUAACUGAAAAAGGUGUUUCCGAAUUGGCCCAGCACUUCCUGAUGCAGGCAAACAUUUCAGUGAUUCGACGCGUACGUAAAACGGACAACAACCGAAUUGCCCGAGUAUGCGGUGCCACAAUCUGCAAUCGCACCGACGAGCUGAAGCCUGAGGAUGUCGGAACACGCUGUGGGCUUUUCAAAGUGAAGAAGAUUGGUGACGAAUAUUUCUGCUUCCUUACUGAGUGUGUCGAGCCCAAGGCUUGCACGGUCCUAUUACGUGGUGCCAGCAAGGAUAUUCUGAACGAGAUAGAACGCAACCUUCAGGAUGCGCUUGCGGUGGCCCGUAACAUCAUUCUUGAUCCCAAAAUUGUCUGUGGAGGCGGUGCUGUUGAAAUGGCCGUUGGGUACGAGCUGCAACAGCGUGCCAAAGUUCUUUCCGGCGUAAGUCAGUGGCCAUACAGGGCUGUUGCGAAGGCACUUGAAGUUAUUCCUGCGACUUUAAUCCAGAACUGCGGAGGAAAUCCGAUCAGGACGUUGACAAAGCUGCGGGCCAAGCAUGCCACUGGCGAUCAUGGGUUCGCUAUCAAUGGAGAAACCGGCGAAGUUGUUACAACUGAUGAGCUCAGGGUCGUGGAGCCGUUAGCUGUUAAACUGCAGGCCUACAAGACUGCAAUCGAGACGGCUAUUCUCCUUUUGCGAAUCGAUGAUAUUGUCAGUGGAAGCAAAAAAGCUACAACCCUUGAGGGAGGAGAACCCGCGCCUAAACAAAUGACUGAAGAGUCGGUUAAAGAGUGAAUAAAUCGAGGCUUAAAUUGAGUUGAGUCGAGCAAGUCUUUAACUUGCAGACUCGGAGAAAGAUUGACUGACUGCAUCAGAAAUGAAAUCGUUAGCGCCAACAACCUAUUUUUCUCAAUGGCUAUAUUUAUUAAAAAUAAUAAGCUGCAUACCUUUAUGCUUACUCGUGUUUUCAAUUCAUUGAGCUUAGCGUGUUGAGGUAUGCCUUGACGAUAAACCGUUUAAAAUGAGACUAAUUUUGACAUAUUGGGUUUCGUUAAUAGCAUAGGAUACAUUCUAUUUAUUAGGUCAGUCAACAUGAAUAUCGCUUAGAAAUGGGUUAACAUGGGUUAGAAAGCGCAUUUCUCGUGCGAUCCCCAUUUUUUUUUUUAUAAAAAUUAAUCUCGUAGUAAGUGUUCACAAUGCAUGCUAAAAUGUGGCCUAUGUUAUUUUAAGUUCGCUUGCUUUACGAGUCAUAGUUUCCGUAUAAUAAAUUGACGAAGCUGUUUAAGAAGUGAAUCCCAAGACUAGCGUUAGCAUACCCAUUCGGAAGACGUGAAACAGCCAUCAUCAGCAAUAGAGACCUAAUAACGACGAAAACUGGUAAAUGUUCUUGCUUUUAGUCUAUCUUAUAUAUCUAAGAAAUUAGCUUGGAUCGAGCGGUUUAAUUGUGUGAUCUGGUCUGCGUCAACUGACCAAAUUGGCGAGCUGUUUUCACCGCCUAACUUUUAAUUCAAAAAUAGAAUUAUCAACAUGAACAGAAUAUGGUAUGCUGCAAUUAUUAAAAAUAUACUUCUGCGUAAUGACCCAGCAAUUUAAUAUUUUCAACUUUUAUUUUAAAAUAAAAAAUACUAUCCUGUGUGGGGUAGUUGAUAUAAGCGUGA
Messenger RNA from Varroa destructor (honeybee mite), 2691 nucleotides. It is a transcript of the gene CCT3, whose product is annotated as chaperonin containing TCP1 subunit 3. Gene Ontology annotation, molecular function: ATP hydrolysis activity; ATP binding; ATP-dependent protein folding chaperone. The record is from RefSeq and is a predicted model, not a curated record. Gene Ontology annotation, biological process: protein folding. Lineage: Eukaryota; Metazoa; Arthropoda; Arachnida; Mesostigmata; Varroidae.